GCAUAUUUAAACCCUCACCGCAAGCUUCUUAUUCGAAAGCCACAAAGCACUCAUUUCCUUCACAAACAUGGCAGCCAUUCAAUCCACACACAACAAAGUUUUCAUCUUCAACUACCUCCAAUCUCUUUCCCAAACCCCUCAUAGGCUUAGAAAGAGAAUGCUAGCAACAUGGACCCCGGACCAAGAGCUUAACCAAGUCAGGCUAAGGUCUGGUGCUGAUAUGAAAAGGAAACUUAAGUGGUAUGAUUUAGUAGCUCUUGGUAUUGGUGGAAUGCUUGGUGUUGGUGUUUUCGUCACCACUGGCCGCGUUGCUCGCAAUAACUCCGGCCCUGCAGUCUUCAUUUCUUAUAUCAUUGCUGGAAUAUCAGCACUUCUUUCUUCUUUGUGUUAUACUGAAUUUUCAGUCCAGAUUCCUGUUGCUGGUGGCGCUUUCAGUUACCUCAGAGUCACUUUUGGAGAAUUUGUGGGGUAUUUUGCUGGAGCAAACAUACUAAUGGAGUAUGUAUUAUCAAACGCCGCGGUGGCAAGAAGUUUUACAGAGUAUUUAUGCUCAGCUUUUGGGGUAAGUGAUCCCAAUUCCUGGAGAGUGGAAGUUCAUGGAUUGCUUGAAGGCUAUAACAAGUUGGAUUUCACUGCUGUAGCUCUUGUUCUUCUUCUCACUCUCUGUCUAUGCCAUAGUACAAAGGAAAGCUCAACCUUGAACCUUAUUAUGACAAUCUUUCAUGUUAUUUUCUUUGGAUUCAUCAUAAUCGUGGGUUUCUGCAAUGGGAGCGUGGAUAACUUGGUGAAACCAAAUGGGAUAGCUCCACAUGGUAUUAGAGGAGUGCUUGAUGGAGCAGCCAUAGUUUACUUCAGUUACAUAGGAUAUGACUCAGUUUCAACCUUGGCCGAAGAGAUCCAAAACCCUUCCGUGAGCCUUCCAGUGGGGAUUGUUGGGUCAGUUCUUAUUGUUUCAGCACUUUACUGCCUCAUGGCCUUGGCUUUAUGCAUGAUGGUUCCUUACAAUCAGAUAGCUGCAAAGGCUUCAUAUUCAAUGGCUUUCCAAAACAUUGGUUGGAAAUGGGCGGGGAAUGUUGUUGGGGCCGGAGCAAGCUUGGGGAUUGUUGCUUCUCUCUUGGUUGCCAUGUUAGGCCAAGCCAGAUACCUAUGUGUUAUAGGAAGGGCGAGGCUAGUGCCUUCUUGGCUAUCUAAUGUGCAUCCUUCAACAGGCACCCCUUUGAAUGCCACUCUCUUUUUGGGGCUUUGCACAGCAUCAAUAGCACUAUUCACAGACUUGGACAUAGUGCUUGAAAUGAUCUCGAUUGGCACACUGUUGGUGUUCUACCUCGUCGCCAACGCUACGAUCUAUCGGAAAUAUGUGAUCAAAAGCCAAAACCCACCUCUCCGAACACUGUCUUUCCUCUUCCUCCUCACAUCAAGCGCCAUAGGGUUCUCCAUAUCAUGGAAACUGAAACAGCAAUGGUGGGGUUUGCCUCUAUUUGGUGGGCUCAUGGUCACAAUGACAGCCUUCUUCCAGUACAUGGUCCCUUGCAUCCGUCAGCCUAGUGAGUGGUCGAUCCCCUUCAUGCCUUGGCCGGCAGCCAUAUCUAUUUUCCUCAAUGUCUUCCUGAUGACAACACUGAGUAUGCUGUCUUUCCAAAGGUUUAGUGUAUGGGCAUGUUUGAUAACUGUGUUCUAUUUGUUGUAUGGAGUUCACUCAACUUUUGAAGCAGAAGAGAUGGAGAAGGAGUUGGCCAUUAAUGAAGUGCCCAACUCAUCCAUCCAACUAACUAAGCUAGAUGUUUAACAAUUUAAGUUCAUAAUCGAAACAAGAAAUUCAAGCUCC
Gossypium raimondii (Peruvian cotton) is the source of this 1825-nucleotide messenger RNA. Its product is annotated as cationic amino acid transporter 6, chloroplastic. Gene Ontology annotation, cellular component: plasma membrane. Lineage: Eukaryota; Viridiplantae; Streptophyta; Magnoliopsida; Malvales; Malvaceae. The transcript has 5 exons. Bases 68 to 1786 code for a protein of 572 amino acids. Gene Ontology annotation, biological process: amino acid transport; transmembrane transport. The record is from RefSeq and is a predicted model, not a curated record. Gene Ontology annotation, molecular function: amino acid transmembrane transporter activity.